Molecule: messenger RNA, 2067 nt
Organism: Helianthus annuus (common sunflower)
Lineage: Eukaryota; Viridiplantae; Streptophyta; Magnoliopsida; Asterales; Asteraceae
Product: putative receptor-like protein kinase At4g00960
Exons: 7
Coding region: 1-2067 (688 amino acids)
Biological process (GO): protein phosphorylation
Molecular function (GO): ATP binding; protein kinase activity
Source: RefSeq, a predicted model, not a curated record
AUGUACAUACUCGCCCUCUUCUGGUUCUCUUUGGUUUACAUAUACUUAAUCAAUACCAUUACCCUAGCUCAACCCAAUUUUGUUUUCGAACGCUGUGGGACGUCCAAAAACUAUACCAUAAACAGUACCUACCGAAUAAAUCUCGACGCGACCCUCUCCACCCUCCCCACCACCAACUCGGGCUUAGGUUUUUUCAACUUCUCCACCGGAGAAGGCAACAAUGCAGUCAACUCUAUUGCGCUUUGUCGAGGUGAUGUCAGUCCAGUUACGUGUAGCAGUUGUCUGAAUGACUCCAUUGUUAACAUUCGAAAAGUCUGCCCAGAUCAGAAGGAAGCAAUAGGAGUCUACGACUUCUGUUUGUUGCAUUACUCCAACAAUGCCUUGUUGGUAUACCAAGAACAAGAAAAAGAAUAUUUUUCCCAGUUUAAUGGAAGGAAAACAACGGACAUUGAUCGGUUCAACAAUGCUCUACGACCAUUAAUGGACGAGCUGAGAGGUGCGGCGGCCGCUGGAGGUCCUCUACUAAAAUUUGCGACAGGGAACAGGACUGGUCCAGAUUUCGAUAGGAUUUACGGUCUUGUGCAGUGUUCUCCAUACUUAACGGAGCAGGAGUGUAGUGAGUGUGUGGAGGAUGAAGUCAGCAUGAUAGGGAUUGAAGAUAAUGGGAAAAUUGGAGGGAAAAUUGUUCUACCUACUUGUUACUUUAGGUUCGAGAUAUAUCCUUUUUUUGACCAGAAUUUUCGAGCGACUCCACCACCAUCAUUUCCGCCACCACCACCACCACCAUCAUUUCCGCCGCCACCACCAGCAGGAAAUAACACGGACUACACAACACGGACUAUCAUAAUAGUAGCUGUCGUAGUGCCAAUUAUCAUAGUCAUCAUAAUUGCUGCACUCUGCAUCUUCAUAACAAAACGAAAGAAGAAUGUCAAUGGACGAUCUCCACCUCCAUUUGAGACGACUGAGUCUGAAACUAUUGAUAUUGGGAAUGUUGAAUCAUUGCAAUACAACUUUAAUAUAAUCAAAACUGCAACCAAUGAUUUUUCUCAAGAAAAUAAGCUUGGAGUGGGUGGAUUUGGAGCUGUUUACAGGGGUAAGCUUGGAGACGGACAUGAAAUAGCAGUAAAGAGGCUAGCGAAAGAUUCCGGACAAGGUGAUGUUGAAUUCAAGAAUGAGGUUUUGCUAGUUGCAAAGCUUCAACAUCGUAAUUUGGUUAGGUUGCUUGGUUUCAGCAUAGAAGGAAAUGAACGACUUCUCAUAUACGAGUACUUGCCAAAUGCAAGUCUUGAUAAGUUUUUAUUUGAUCCUAUUAAACGUGCAUUUCUUGAUUGGGAAAAACGAUACAAUAUCAUCAAUGGUGUUGCAAAGGGACUUUUAUACCUUCAUGAAGAUUCUCGUCUAAGGAUAAUUCAUCGCGAUAUGAAAGCUAGUAAUGUGCUAUUAGAUGUAGAAAUGAAUGCUAAAAUUGCAGAUUUUGGCAUGGCAAGGUUGUUUAAAGCCGAGGAAAGUCAAGGCGACACAAAUCGAAUCGUUGGAACAUAUGGUUAUAUGGCACCGGAAUAUGCCUUGCAUGGUCAUUUCUCCGUAAAGACGGAUGUCUUUAGCUUUGGAGUGUUGGUAUUAGAGAUUAUAACUGGUCAAAAAGUUCAUUCUUUUCAGAAUGGAGAGAACAACGAUGAUCUUCUAAGCUUUGCAUGGAAAAGCUGGAAAAAAGGGACGGGGCCCGAUAUGAUAGAUCCCACAUUAAAGUCAGGAUCAAGCUCAUUGCACAACAUCAUUAGAAGUAUUCACAUUGGAUUAUUAUGUGUACAGGACAAUGUUAUUGAUAGGCCGACCAUGGCUUCGGUAGUUUUAAUGCUUAAUAGCUCUUCAAUUACACUUCCUCUACCUUCGGAACCUGCAUUUUUCAUGCGAACUAACAGUAAUCUUGAAGAGCCACUCUUUCAGGAGUAUAGUUCUUCCACGGGAAGUAGUAGUUUAAGAUACUCUAAUAUAUCAAAAGAAAGACCAAGAGCGUCUCAGAUGUCAGUAAAUGGUGCAACAAUAUCUGAUGUCACUCCUAGAUAG